AUGGCCGCCCAGCUUGAUGGUGUUUUCGAGUCGGGACUGCAGAAGAAAAUCACCGAUUCGAAGGUGCUGGUUGUUGGUGCCGGUGGAAUUGGGUGUGAAGUAUUGAAAAAUCUUGUGCUAACAGGAUUCCAGGACAUUGAGAUCAUCGAUUUGGAUACGAUUGAUGUGAGCAACCUAAAUCGGCAAUUUUUGUUCCACAAGGAGCACGUCGGAAAAUCGAAGGCGAACGUAGCCCGCGAGAGUGCGCUCUCGUUUAAUCCGAAUACAAACAUCAAAGCGUACCAUGACAGUAUUACAACCAAUAAUUAUGGCGUAAAUUUUUUUAAACGUUUUUCGGUUGUACUGAGUGCACUGGAUAACCAUGCUGCCCGUAGUCAUGUGAAUCGUUUGUGCUUGACGGCGGACGUGCCGUUAAUAGAAUCAGGUACAGCCGGAUACAACGGUCAGGUGGAGCUGAUUAAGCGGGGUCUCACAUUAUGCUAUGAUUGUUCCCCGAAAGCAACUCAAAAAACCUUCCCAGGAUGUACGAUUAGAAACACGCCAUCAGAGCCAAUUCACUGCAUUGUAUGGGCCAAACACCUCUUCAACCAAUUGUUUGGAGAAAGUAAUGAAGAUGAAGACGUCUCACCUGAUACGGCCGAUCCGGAAGCGGGGGCCGAGGUUGGUCAGGCCGCGCUGGAGAAAGAUGCAAACGAAAAGGGUAACGUUGAUCGUGUGAAUACGCGCGCCUGGGCGAAGCAAUGUGAAUACGAUCCGGAAAAGAUUUUUAACAAACUUUUCUACGACGACAUCAAUUAUCUGCUGAGUAUGUCCAACCUGUGGCAGAACCGUAACCCACCAAAGCCCGUGAAGUAUGACACGGUGCAGGAAGACGCGACGGACAGUACCAUUAUCGAGGAUAGCGUCGUACGAGAUCAAAAAGUGCUCAGUGCGGUGGACACAGUGAAGUUGUUUGCUGCGAGUCUGAAAGCGUUGCAGACGACUUUUACUAAGCUACCGGAAGGGGAUCAUCUCGUUUGGGAUAAGGAUGAUAAGGACGCGAUGGAUUUUGUGGCCGCGUGUGCCAAUAUUCGUGCGCAAAUCUUUGACAUUCAAAGAAAGAGUCGUUUCGAGAUCAAAUCUAUGGCCGGAAACAUAAUACCGGCAAUUGCGACAACCAACGCUAUUACGGCCGGUGUUGUCGUAAUGCGCGCAUUCCGUUUGCUGCAGGAACAGUACGACAAGUGCAAGACGGUGUACGUUCGGUUAGUGGUCAAUGGAUGGAACCAGUUCAUCGUACCGGAAGUAAAUACCAUUCCACCGAACCCGAAAUGCUACGUCUGUGCCGCCAAACCGGAGGUCGUCCUGAAGCUCGACACUAAAAAGCUAACCGUGCGCGAGCUUCGUGACGACAUCCUGAUCAAGGCACUGAAUAUGGUCAGCCCAGAUGUCACGCUCGAUGGCAUGAAUUCGAUUGUAAUUUCUUCCGAAGAGGGAGAAACCGAUUGCAACAAUGACAAAACGCUGGAACAGAUGAAAAUUGUGGACGGGUGCAUUCUGAAGGUGGACGAUUUUCUGCAAAACUACGAGCUGAGCAUUACGGUGCUGCACAAGGAUCCGGGUCGCGAAGAGUUACCGUUCGAAGUCGUUGCCAAUCCUAAAUCGCUGAAACCGAAGGAGGAGACGGAAAGUGUGCCAUCGGCUCCGGCACUUGAUGAUGCGCAACCAUCCACAUCCAAAGGUUUGAAUGGGUCUGCGAAUGGUAAGAAAACGACCGUCAACCGGAUUGAAAAUGACGAUGAUGACUUUUGCGAAAUUGUGGAAGAGGAUAGUGUCAAUAAACCGUCCACGUCCAAGGCGGACACAACACCGAGCAAGAGCGUGGAGAAACGAAAGCAUGCUCCAGAAGAGGAUGAACCAGCACUCAAAAAGGCGAAAGUGUCCCCGCGCGAGCCACAAGCGACGGAAGACGAUGAUGACCUGAUCAUCAUGGAUUAA
Anopheles marshallii is the source of this 1977-nucleotide messenger RNA. RefSeq names its product SUMO-activating enzyme subunit 2 (gene Uba2). NCBI's taxonomy places the organism in Eukaryota, Metazoa, Arthropoda, Insecta, Diptera, Culicidae. Bases 1 to 1977 code for a protein of 658 amino acids. Gene Ontology annotation, biological process: protein sumoylation. The record is from RefSeq and is a predicted model, not a curated record. Gene Ontology annotation, cellular component: SUMO activating enzyme complex; cytoplasm. The transcript is spliced from 5 exons. Gene Ontology annotation, molecular function: SUMO activating enzyme activity.